AUGACAACAGAGUACCGUGUGUCACUCUCAUACCCAAAUCCAUCGCUGGGCCAGAUGGUGGCCGGUUCGCAGACGUCCAACUCCAUAGACGACGAGGCUUCGCGCUCAAAGCUUGGCUAUGGGGACUCGGGACAGGUCAAGGGCUUACAGCAGGCAGCGCUUGUCUUAACGCUCCUCGUUGGCCUUCUGAUCUCGACUCUCGAUACAACCAUUGUGUCUACGUCCCUCGUCACGAUAUCGAAUGACCUGGAUGACUUUGUCAAUGCACCGUGGAUUGUGCUGGCGUAUCUGCUGACCUAUAUGGGGUUUGCCGUUUGCAUCUCCAAGAUGAGCGACAUAUAUGGACGAAGGAAUAUUCUGGUCCUCUCCUGGGUCGUCUUCUCCGGGUUUUCCUUGGGCUGCGCCAACGCGAAACACAUGACUGCACUCAUCGCAUGUCGUGCCUUCCAAGGCAUAGGAGCGUCAGGCCUGUACAGCUUGACCCAGAUAGCCCUCGUCGAAGUCGGUCCGGCCCAUCGGCCUAGUCUGAUCGGGGCUAUGAUUGGGGCAACGCUUGCCAUUGCAUUCGUUCUUGGCCCCCUCCUUGGAGGCCUGAUCUCCAUGCAUUCCGACUGGAGGUGGCUCUUCAACCUCAAUAUCCCAUUCGGACUUGUUGCCAUGCUUGCUAUCACGAGUUUGUGGCCUCGAGAGGAAGUCUCCCAUUUACUUUCAUGGGAGGCUUUCACCAGCAUAGAUUUCAUCGGCAGUACUACUCUGCUAUGCGGCUCUUCUUUACUCGUGUUUGCCAUCCAGCAGGCGGGUUCGCAGACGGUUGCCUGGUCCAGCCCGGAAGUCAUAUCGGCUCUCGUCAUAUCCGGGAUCAGUUGGGCUGUAUUCAUCGGUUGGGAGGUGAUACUGGACUCAAAGAGACAUCGCCAUAUCGAGCCGAUAUUCCCCAUCCGGUUGAUGUCCCAACGGGUCUAUGCUUCAGGUCUCUUGCUCACACUCCUUACAGGAUUUCCGUACAUUUCUCUCACCGUCAUCAUCCCCGAGCGUUUCCAGAUCGUCAAGGGAGAAGACGCCCUCAUGGCCGGCAUUCACCUCUUUCCGUUACUCGGGGCCUGCGCCGUCGGCUCGUUUCUAGGCGGCGCAAUAUCCAACAAGCGAAACAACACAUCGUAUACGCUUAUUGGAUCAUCCUGUCUUCAACUCUUGGGGCUAGGGCUGAUGACGACCCUGAAACAGGCAGAAAGCGCAGAGCCCUCUCAGUACGCCUACCAAGCCAUUUUUGGGCUGGGCGUCGGUCUCUGCUUCUCGGCAACGACAAUCAUGACGAGCAUUUGCACAGCUGAGUCGAGCGAGAAGGCCACAGCGCAAGGGGCCGUUGCCCAGGCUCGCGUAUUGGGGGGAAGCAUCGGGCUCUCGGUCUGCACAGUGAUAUUCAACAUCCACGUGAACCGAUUUCUAGAGGGCCGUUUAAGCAAAGCGCAACUCGAAAGCCUUCACCGGUCACCCCUGUCGGGGCUGCAGCUCCCUGUCGACCAGCAAGAUGCAGUUAAGACCGUCUAUGCUGGAGCAUAUGCCGAGGAGAUAAAGAUAUUGGCUUGCGUUUGCUCAGUCAUGGUAAUUGUUGCCCUCUUUACUCUGGAGAGGCACCCCACGCCGUUGAAGAUUGUGCAUUCAGGAUCCAAGGAGGGUCCGUUUUCGAGACGCGGCAGUGACUCAGAGACGGAAUUGUCGGAUAUCAGAAACACCCAUCAAGUUGCUUGA
This is a messenger RNA of Trichoderma reesei QM6a, 1749 nucleotides long. RefSeq lists its product as uncharacterized. The record is from RefSeq and is a predicted model, not a curated record. Gene Ontology annotation, biological process: transmembrane transport. Gene Ontology annotation, cellular component: membrane. Bases 1 to 1749 code for a protein of 582 amino acids. The transcript has 6 exons. Lineage: Eukaryota; Fungi; Ascomycota; Sordariomycetes; Hypocreales; Hypocreaceae. Gene Ontology annotation, molecular function: transmembrane transporter activity.